Molecule: messenger RNA, 1611 nt
Organism: Pimephales promelas (fathead minnow)
Lineage: Eukaryota; Metazoa; Chordata; Actinopteri; Cypriniformes; Leuciscidae
Gene: gatd3
Product: glutamine amidotransferase class 1 domain containing 3
Cellular component (GO): mitochondrion
Source: RefSeq, a predicted model, not a curated record
CCGAAGAAGGCUAUAUUAUUUCGUCCUCCAUGUCCUACUUGCCCCGCGCCAGCAUGUUUGCUCUGAGCUCGCUGUUCCGUACUGCCCACUUCAGAUAUGCGGCGGCUGCUGCUCAGUUUCAUGCAUCUUCAAACUUCAGUAGCGCAAAAGUCGCUGUUGUGUUGUCUGGAUGUGGUGUUUAUGAUGGCACUGAAAUCCACGAGGCAUCAGCAAUCCUUGUGCAUCUAAGUCGGGGAGGUGCAGAGGUUCAGAUGUUUGCCCCCGAUGUGUCUCAGAUGCAUGUGAUUGACCACGGCAAAGGUCAGCCAGUGGAGACAGAGUCAAGGAACGUCUUAUCAGAAUCAGCGCGUAUCGCAAGGGGCAACAUCAUUGACCUGGCAAAACUGAGUGCCAGUAAUCAUGAUGCGGUCAUCUUCCCUGGUGGUUUCGGUGCAGCUAAAAACCUGUCAACAUUUGCUAUUGAUGGGAAGGACUGUAAAGUGAAUGAGGAAGUGGAGCGGGUUUUAAAGGACUUCCAUAAAGCAGGAAAGCCAAUUGGGUUGUGCUGUAUAUCUCCAGUGCUGGCAGCGAGAGUUCUUCCUGGUGUGGAUGUGACGGUGGGUCAUGAGGAGGAGGAAGGUGGGAAGUGGCCAUAUGCUAGUACUACACAAGCCAUCACUGCACUGGGAGCCAAACAUACUGUUAAAGAAGUCACCGAAGCUCAUGUGGACCAGAAGAAUAAGGUGGUGACCACACCUGCAUUCAUGUGUGAAACAAAGUUGCACUUGAUUUUUGAUGGGAUUGGUGCUAUGGUGAGGGACGUCCUAAAGCUCAGCGGGAAGUAAAAGUUCAACCAGUAUAUCAGUAUCUUCAUCAUUAUCACUCAUAUAGGAUCUGUAUCAGACUGCAUAAAUGAAAAAGAGAAGGCUAUUUAUUGCUGGGAUUUUAGUGAUUUGCAAAACAAGACUGUGAAAGACUUGACAGACAUUACUAAUCAAACAUGUAUCUGCCUGACAGUGUUAAAUGGUAUUUUGGUAAAUAUCCAGCAGAGGGCACUCUCUGUUUUGGAGAAAAGUACAUGUGAACUAAAUGUAGCUCUGUGAUUUCUUAAUUUUGAAAACUUUUAUAUGUAACUUGCCAUGUAAAGGAAAGAGUAUCAUGUUAGUGUAUCAACUUAAUAUAAUGCACCAAUAAAUGCUGAACAUGCCUGUGCUCUUUAAAUAUAUUAGACACCGUGUGUUCAAAAAUGAAGUUUGAAGUUUUUGAAAUUGAAAAUAAAAUAAUUAAAAAAUAUAUAUAUAAAAUGACAGUGUAUAGUCAUUUAGUCAGCACUUAAUGUAAAGCAGUAAUGUCUGAAAAUCAAGUUAUUUCAAACUCAAAAUAUUUUCUUUAAUAAUUGACAAAGUCAACUGUAUGACGGGUUGUGUGCCAUUCAGAAUUAAAUUGCGAAUGCUUUUUAUAUUACACUUCAAUUCUGAUUGUGAUUUGAGUUAACAAACACGAUGCAGAAUUGCAUUUCAAAUGUGAAUCUACACUACUAUUCACAAGUUUGGGAUCGGUAAGGUUUUUUUAAUGUUUUUGAACAUUUCUUGUUCGUUGAUUUUUGGUGCUUAAAUGAGUAGUUCACUUUUU